UGGAAUGCGGCUUUUAAUGGCAAACAAGACAACGACAUCCGGCGGUUUCACCGUUUUGUAACUGCAUUGCGCGCCUGUUGCGAUUCUGUGGAACAGACUUUCUCAACAAUUCUUUUCCUCUUCAUAGGCGCUAAUGGUGCCGUUAUCUUAGGGUUUUUCCAAGGCUUCACCAUACAACAACCAAGCGCAAUGCUCGUCGUGAUAAAUGUUGGGUCGUUUGCCUGGAAUUUGGCACAAAUCAUUGUGCCGAUUGUGUUUGCCAUCAAGACUCAAGAUCAGGUAGCCAGUCUUGUAAACACGUUGCGAGAACAGCUGGAAAUGGAUCCAAAUGGGAGUCCCUUGGAGGCUUACGCGAUGAGGAACAUGGAUAAUUUGAAGCACACAUUGACUUUACUGUCUAUAUCGCCUAUACGCCUAACGGCGGGAGCUGUUCUUUACCUUGACCGUGGAUUGAUGCUUGCGCUAUUUGGAUGCUUUGCGACGUACGUCCUGGUUAUCCGCGACCUUCUUAACGGAGAAAUCACGCAAACAAUGCUGUCCAACCAGAGCGUAAUUGAAGAAUUUGAAAUGAUGGAAUAA
Messenger RNA from Paramacrobiotus metropolitanus, 579 nucleotides. RefSeq lists its product as uncharacterized. The transcript is spliced from 3 exons. The coding region runs from base 190 to 579 and encodes 129 amino acids. Lineage: Eukaryota; Metazoa; Tardigrada; Eutardigrada; Parachela; Macrobiotidae. The record is from RefSeq and is a predicted model, not a curated record.